Messenger RNA from Monopterus albus (swamp eel), 4425 nucleotides. RefSeq names its product coiled-coil domain 39 molecular ruler complex subunit (gene ccdc39). The transcript has 23 exons. NCBI's taxonomy places the organism in Eukaryota, Metazoa, Chordata, Actinopteri, Synbranchiformes, Synbranchidae. The record is from RefSeq and is a predicted model, not a curated record. Bases 277 to 3129 code for a protein of 950 amino acids. Gene Ontology annotation, cellular component: axoneme. Gene Ontology annotation, biological process: cilium-dependent cell motility; epithelial cilium movement involved in determination of left/right asymmetry; inner dynein arm assembly.
GUAACGUUCAUGCUGAGUGCUGUUCAUUGUUGACUGUAUGUAAAACGUAAAGCUCCAACCGGGAUCGACACUCCUCGUAGUCUCGCGAUGCCACCUAGUGGUGACAACAUGACAAAGCACGUGCAGUUGCUAAGGGAUACUGGCAACAGACAGAUUCAACAGCAAGUGGGAAGGGAAACUCCUCAAAGCGGCGCUUGAUAGUAUUUCAGUGGAAGCAUUUAUCUCUUUGAAUUAGUGUUUUGUUACUUUGUAGAGGAUUAGUCAAGCAGCAGGAAAAUGUCGGAUGUUCUUAACACAGCCUUAUCUGCAGCCUUAUCUGAGAUAAGCUGGGAUAAGCGCUUCGCUAUUCCCGAACUCAACGCUGAAAACAAGGCUCUGCUAGACGAGAUUCAUAAGAAACAGGCAGAGUUGGUGCAAGUGGAAAACAGACUCGAGAAAAACAAAGAGCAAAAGCAGUUAAUGACUGAAUUCAUCAAAACUGGUAAACAGCAGGUGGAAAAUUUAGAGGCUUUGUGUAAGGCCAAGGAAAGAGAAAUAGAGAUGGAGAGACACCUUACAGCCCUCGCAGAGAGAGAGAGCGGUCGCCUGGCACAAGAGACUGCUAAGAUGGAGAAUGAGCAGCGAUCUUUGGCUGAGAGGGCAACCGUGCUAGAGAACCAAAUCUUCAAGGCCAAACAGAAGCUAGAGGAGUUUAGGAGCCAGAUGAACUGGGACCAGCAGACCAUGGAUGCCUUUUUGGAGGAGUCGGCACGCAGAGAUGAGGAUGCUAUGGCCAUUAUCAAGUACGCUCAGCAAGAUGAGCAGAGGAUCAAGUCUCUCACUCUGGGUAUAGAGAAGAAGACACUGGACGCCAAUGAAAAGCGCAAAGUACUUGACAGAGAAAAGGCUGAGACUACAUCUGCACAGAUUGCUUUGGAUAAGACUACCGAGAAUUUGCAGCAGGCUCAUCUGGAGACACAGCAGCUCAUCCACCAGUGGGAAAACACCAUAAAGCAGAUGAAGCAGCGAGAUUCUGAGAUGCAGCAGUGUGCCCUGCAACUUGCCCAAGCCAACCAGUACAUCAGGGACAGAAAUGCCACCAUCACACAGAUGAAGCAUUUGCUGGAUACACAGAGGAACAACAACCAGGAAAUAGAGAGAAAGACAACCAUAGCCAACCGACAGGCUCUAAAACUCCGGCAAGACUUGAAGGAGCAGGAGAAUAACUGCAGGAGGCUACAGGAUGAGCUUGACACUUGCAAAGGUACACUGGACAAAACAACCUCUGAUGUGGCGUCUGCUACAUCUAACAUAUCCAGAAUGAAAAAAGACAUCCAGGAUUCAAAUAGGAAACUCAUGGAAGCCAGGGCCUACAAUUCUGCACUGGAAGAGAAGCUGAAACUUGUGAGUCAGACUGCUCCUAGUGAGGCUGAGAGAGUUACCCAGUUGGACCAGUAUCUCAAGGAUGAGGAGCAGGCGAUCAAGGAAUUGGAUGUGCAGCUGCGCGACUGUAGGGAGGAGCUGUUUCGUAGUAAAGAGCAUUUACAGGGCCUGAAAACAAAGGAGAAGGAUGCUGUUGCCCAGAUUUCAAGGAGCAAAUCCACUAUCACCAAUUUGGAAAGCCAGCUCAGAAAGCUCGACAACGACUUAAUGAAACAGCAGAUGACUAUUACAGAACAGGACUCUAAGAUCAUCGGCCUGAGUAAAAAACUGGCACGGCUGCAAGGUGACCUUCCCCAAGAUGAAAAACAGAUGCUAGACAUGAAAAUCACUGAUUUGACCAAAGCGGUGGAAGAGAAGAAGAAGACAGCUAAUAUGCUUACUAGCACACUGAAAGAGUCAGAGGACGAUAUUUACAUUUUGAGGAAAAAAAUGGACAAGUCAGAGGCUCAAAAGAGAGAUCUGACCACGAAGACAGAGGAGCUCAUAUUAGACUGUAAUGCCAGUGAAAAUGAGCUGAAGAGACUCCAACUCAGGAAACAGGGCAACAUGGUAGAGUAUAACAUUAUGAAGAUGGAGGUCAAGCGUAUUAGAGAUCUGCUGUACAACAAAGCAGACACUGUACUGUCUUUGGAGAAGAGGAAGUUGAUGCUGCAGAAAAUCAUAAAGGACAGGGAGGAGGAGAUCAAGGCCGCCCGAGAAGUGCUCAGCAAGCAGCUCAAGAUCAGUGAUAAGGAGAGGCGGAAACUCGGUAUCGAACUGAAUGAAAAACUGUCCAAGAUCAACAUGCUGAAGAAACGCUUUGAGAUCUUAACAUUUUCAAUGGCGGCUCCUGAGGGUGAAGAGGAGAAAGCACUGGCUUAUUAUAUCACAAAGGCUGCGCAAGAGAAAGAGGAGCUCAGGCAGAAGAGAGACAGUCUGGCUGCUAAAAUCCGCCAAACAGAGCUGGAAAACCGAGCUCUGGACAACACCAACCAGCUGUUCAACUACAGCAACUCUGAAUUUCGCAAAGCCCUCAACAAAGUAAAAGAAUCCAGUCCAGAGUACCAGGAAAAACUGAAGCUAGAAGAGCAAUUGAAGGCAAAUGAAGCAACGCUAAAAAGCAAGAGAAAGCAGGUGGAAGAACUCCAGCUGGACAUACAGGACAUGAACAAUAAUUGGGAGCAUCUGUUGCAAGAAGAGCAGGUGGAGAGAGAUAAGAUCCAUCACAAACAAUCGCUCCUCAGUAAACUGCGCAAAGAAAUCACUUCCCAGCAAGAGAAAAUUGACAGAGCAACAAAACAGCGCUCUAAACUGAUCAAAGCGAUCCGCUCAGCACGAAGCACCAAGACUGAGACUUUUGAGGAAAAGGACAUUAAGCUCAGGGAGUUAAAAGAAUUCAACAGGAGCUUUGAUAAGAUGUUGAAUGAGGCCAUGGAGGGCAACCCUGACCUCAGAACAGUGCUCGAGAAAUUUUUCCUGGAGGCCGGUCUGUCUCUUCCGUCUCCUCCUUCCACUGCUACCAGCCACCGGAGCUCCAAGACAAACUCUGCCCGUAGCUCUGCCUCUGUCAGGAAGCCUUGGUCGUCAGCCAGCAGCAGCUCUGGGGCCUCUACACCUCGCUCCCCCGUAGUGAAGACUGUGGUACUGGGCUUGGAUGAGACUCCUCCCACCACCUCCGGCCGGUCCACGCCUGCGAGCAGCAGCAGCAAAAAGCUGAAGAGGCCCUAGUUGCACUGAAUAACUGUGUUGCAUUAUCUGAUGGAUACAGUUCUAAAAUGUGUUCAUAUUUAAAGUUGUGUAAGGAUGCUAGAAUAGUUUGUGUGUGGUGUCACACUAUAUUCUGUUUUAAAAAAUUUAUUCUUCUUAAAUCUGUUGCCUGCAGGCCUGUUCACUUAAGUCAAUUAAAAAAGGAGAUUACCUUCCUAAUAACUCCCAGAUUUUUUUCUUACUUGGUUUCCUGCUUGAGUCCAUCCAGCUGAGUGCCUCUGGAUGUAUUGUUGUGUAUUUGCCACACCCUCUGGGUAUGAGUGUCAGUUCCUUGUACAGAACAAAAGCAGCCUGAGGCUCUGUGGGAGCAGAAGGAACACUUUCCCAUGACACAUUUCAUUCUUUAAAAAUCACCAUGCUGCUGCUGGUCCUGUUCGCUGGAUGCUUGGCCUCAUGUGCUGCACAGACAACCACGUCAGUCAGAAAAACUCCCUUUAUCCAGACAGACCUUCCCACACCUGAUUCAUUAAGCAACACUGUGCUACUCCUUCAUGCAACUGUUCAGUCCAGUGCUGAGUUAAACAACAUGACACUCGGUCCAAUCUUACUCAAGCUCCAUGGCAUGAUCCAGCAAAUCCAACCACAUAUGAAAUUCUCUUUCACUAUAAAGAAAUUCACCAGAGUCUGAAGAUGUCUUAGGUUAGUUUGUGUUUGAUUACAUAGAGUAGGACAUAAAGAAAAAUAAUAUGUUAUAUAUAUUGCCACAUUCUACUGAAUGUGGAUGAAGAGAAUCCUCAGUAUGCGUGUGUGGGUCUAGUUUUUCUUUUGGAGACGCCCCUGAAAAUGUUUUCUCCUAUUCAUUAAAGAAAUCUGUGGGUGUGAAUGGAAGAUCAGUGUCACCUCUGAGAACAGAAUAUGGAUGUUGGAGAAUUUAAAUUGAGCAUUGCUUCAUUUGGUCCACAAUUUCUAUUAUUAACUUUUAUUUCUGAGACCCAUUCACUGUGAUAAUGAUUAUUUAAAGAACACAAAACUGAUAAAUAAGAUGGAGCUGUUGCAAAUUGGACGCAUUUUACUGGAUUUCAAAGCUGAUAAACAAUUCGAUAUGCUUACAGUUUAAAUAUGAAGCUGUGUGACUGAGCUGUGAAAUAAACAUUCCUGUACACGCAUGAUCGAAUUGUAUAAAUAUAGACAUUUGUUGGCUGAACAAUUCGGACAUGCUGGAAACAUUUCAGAGGUGUUCAACCCAGUUAAUGAACUAGUUGAAAAAACAUGUAAUACAGUAUAGCCUUGUAGUGUUUUUGUAUGAAGUCAGCUAUG